Messenger RNA from Amorphotheca resinae ATCC 22711, 1604 nucleotides. RefSeq lists its product as hypothetical. Bases 12 to 1550 code for a protein of 512 amino acids. Gene Ontology annotation, cellular component: delta DNA polymerase complex. Lineage: Eukaryota; Fungi; Ascomycota; Leotiomycetes; Helotiales; Amorphothecaceae. Gene Ontology annotation, biological process: DNA replication; DNA strand elongation involved in DNA replication. The transcript has 4 exons. The record is from RefSeq and is a predicted model, not a curated record. Gene Ontology annotation, molecular function: DNA binding.
CGACGCCGAAGAUGGCCAUACCAGUGGAAGAAGGCAGUCUCCUGCAUGCACCGUCGGAUUCCAAAUACACGUCCCUGACUCGGCAGUCCUCCCUGUACAAACCGCUUGAAACGUACGCGCUCGACAAAGAGAAGCAUUACCAGCAGCAAUAUGGAGACAUGUAUUUCCUUCGAUUAGCAAAGCUGAAGCCUGCUGUGGAGCGUAUCGCUGCUGAAGCGUGGGAUGGAUUUCAGAUUGCGGGGGAGACGGUGGAGAGGGUCGACAGGGUGCUUGAUGUGAGGCAGGGCAAGUUAUGCUGGGUUGCGGGGACCAUAUAUAUGGAUAUGCCACUAAAACCGAAUAUUCUGGAUGAUAUUUCGAAGGAUCACUGGACUACAGUACCACCGCCACGAGAAAAGUAUGUGUCGCCGUCUGGGGAGGACCUGACAAUGUUGGAAGAUGAAUCAGGACGAAUACGGCUGAUUGGAACACCAUUGUCUCGCGAAAUGCUUGUUACGGGAUGCAUCAUUGCUGUCAUGGGAACUGAGAAUGCCGACGGUGAAUUUGAAGUUGUGGACAUCAGAGUGCCGGAUCUCCCCCCUCAGUUGGAACGUUGGCACACAUCAGACGCGUCAGCCGCUAAUGGAGUGAAAACGAAGAAAGCAAAAGCCGAAGACGAGGACGUGGAAAUGGAUACGCCUGCUCCUGCUCCGGGGGGCGGUAAGAAAAUUGCUAUUGUCUCGGGUCUAGGCUUUUCUGGCACAAAUGCAGAAAACUCUCUGGAGAUCGAUCUUCUAACGGAGUACCUGCUCGGAGAAGCACUAGAUCCAGCGAUGCAAGAAAGUGCCUCCCAGAUCAGCAGGCUUAUAAUAGCUGGCAAUUCCAUAGCCUCGGACGGCGAAGCCGUAUCGCACGAUACUAUAGGCAACAACCGGAAAUCACAGAAGAAAUAUGGAUAUGAUAGCAGCGCCUACAAUCCUGCGCCUAUAGCACAUCUCGACAAUUUCCUAGCGAGUAUACUGCCAAGUAUGCCAGUUACGUUGAUCCCCGGCGCUACUGAUCCAGCAAAUGCCAGCUUCCCUCAGCAGCCGAUACAUCCUGCUAUGUUCCCACAUGCCAGAGCGUACGGAUCCAUCCCCCCUAGUGCCGGGGAAGAGAAACAGCCAGGAUGGUUUGAUGCGGUUACAAAUCCCUUCGAUGGUGAGAUUGAGGGCUGGAAGGUGCUUGGCACGGGUGGACAAAAUGUUGAUGAUGUGUUCAAAUAUGUCGAGAGCGAGGACAGGUUAGGUUUGAUGGAAGCCAUGUGCAGAUGGCGGUGUUGUGCGCCCACAGCUCCCGAUACUUUAUGGAGCUAUCCAUUCCAAGAUGAUGACCCCUUUGUUCUAAACUCCUGCCCACAUCUGUUCUUUGUGGGUUCUCAGCCUAAAUUCGAUACGGCAUCCAUUGAGGGCCCUGAUGGCCAAACAGUUCGAUUAAUCGCGGUUCCUCGAUUCGCGGAAACCGGGGAAAUUGUCCUGGUGGAUUCGGAUACCUUGGAGACUUCUGUCGUUAGAUUCGCUGUCUCCAGAUAGAAUCCAAAGUCCUAUAUUGCCAAGAUCACGUUUCAAAUACUUGCCUCACCGUUU